UACGAGAGGAUAAGAGUAAGACCCCUCUAAAACCCUCCGGCUCUCCCUCUCCAACGCCCAUGGCGUUCCUUUCUUCCCCUCUGCUUCCCGCCACCACCACCAUCCUCUCCUCUUUCUCCCAUUCCACUCGUGCUACCGACAGCCCUUCUCUCCCAGUCCUCUUCCCUCGUCACCGCUCCCGCCCUUAUUUCCUUCCCGCCAUCGUUGUCCGCUCCGCAAGGAAGUCUUUCUAUCCGUCUCCUGCAGAAGACGAGCCCCCGGAGGCCCCAGAAGAUACCGCUCACGGCGUCUCCCGGUUCCAGCAGGUUUCUCGCCAGGCCUCCCGCGCCCGCAAGCUCCAGGAGGAGCAGUACGAGAAGGAGAAGUCAAUAUUCCUCUCCGCUCUCGAGAAUACUCCUGACAACCCCCGCCUUCGCAAUCCCUCCUCCGCUGACGACGGGGGCGACGACAUCUUCUCCGAAAUCGACCGCGCCAUCGCCCUCAAGCGCCAAGAAUUCGUCGAGAAAGGCCUCAUCAAGCCCGCCCCACAACCGGAGCAAGACGCUGCUGAAGAAGUCGAUGAUCUGUCGCCCGAGGAAGUUGUUGACGUCGACGAAAUUAGCGAGCUGCAAGGACUUACUGUGGUCUCUGAGGAUACCCAAGAAUCGGAAUUCGAAGACGAUGAAGAGGUAAGCUUCAAACGAGCUUCUGCCUCUUCUUCUUCUACUUUGAAUGUAUCGUCCUUCGACCUCGAUUUCUCGAAUUUGGAUCGUGAUGAGGUUCGAAUCGUCGAGCCAUCCUUCUCAAUGUCGCUUGCUCAGCUACUAGAUGAGAGUAGGGUUGUACCAAUUUCGGUUUCCGGCAAUUUGGAUGUGUUGAUUAAGGGAAUUCAGCAUGACUCUCGAGAGGUUACCGCCGGGGACCUGUUCGUUUGUUGUGUGGGGAUGAAAACUGAUGGUCAUUUGUAUCUGAAUGAGGCAGACAAGAGAGGGGCUGUUGCAGUGGUUGCGAACAAGGAGAUCUCGAUCGAUGAGACGCUCGGAUGCAAGGCGUUGGUCAUCGUCGAAGACACGAAUUCGGUGCUUCCCCGUCUGUCUUCCUGUUUCUAUGGCAACCCAUCUGAGAAAAUGUCUGUAAUUGGCAUUACUGGAACUAAUGGGAAGACGACGACCUCCUAUCUGGUUAAAGGGAUAUAUGAGUCAAUGGCAUUAAGAACUGGUUUGAUUGGAACUAUUGCUCAUUACGUCCAUGGUAACAAUCAAUUGGAAUCGAAGAAUACCACUCCUGAUGCGGUCACCUUGCAGAAAUUGAUGGCUAAGAUGGUGCACAAUGGAACAGAGGCAUUGGUCAUGGAGGUUUCCUCUCAUUCUCUGGCGCAGAACCGCUGUGAGAAUGUCGAUUUCGACAUAGCAGUGUUCACGAAUUUGACUAGGGACCAUUUAGAUUUUCACAAGACGGAAGUAGAAUAUAGGGAGGCGAAAGCCAAGCUGUUCAGGAAGAUGGUCGAUCCUGAACGACACCGGAAGGUUGUAAACCUUGAUGAUCCAAAUGCAGCAUACUUCGUGUCGCAGGGGAACAGAGAUGUGCCCGUGGUUACAUUCGCUAUGGAGAACAAGGCUGCAGAUGUCUAUGCAGUUAAGUUUGAGCUUUCGUUGUUCGAGACACAAGUUCUUAUCAACACUCCACGUGGGAUGUUAGAAAUAUCCUCCGGAUUGCUUGGUAGGCAUAAUGUGUAUAACAUUCUAGCUGCUGUAUCUGUGGGGAUUGCAGUGGGAGCUCCAUUGGAGGAUAUUGUUAGGGGUAUUGAAGAAGUGGAUGCGGUACCUGGUAGGUGCGAGCUGAUUGAUGAGGAGCAGGCUUUUUCUGUGAUUGUAGAUUAUGCACACACCCCUGAUGCCUUGUCUAGAUUGCUUGACACAGUUAGAGAACUUGGUCCAAGGCGAAUUAUCACUGUUUUUGGAUGCGCUGGUGAGAGUGAUCGAGGAAAGAGGCCCAUGAUGACAAAAAUUGCAACGGACAAAAGUGAAGUGGUUAUUUUGACCUCUGACAAUCCCAAGAAUGAAGACCCUUUGGACAUUUUGGACGAUAUGCUGGCUGGUGUUGGAUGGACCAUGCAAGAUUAUUUGCGGCAUGGUGAAAAUGACUAUUAUCCGCCACUUCCAAAUGGUCACAGAUUGUUCUUGCAUGAUAUUAGACGAGUAGCUGUGCGAGCAGCUGUUGCAAUGGGUGAGGAGGGCGAUAUAGUUGUUAUUGCAGGCAAAGGUCAUGAAACAUAUCAAUUAGAGGGUGAUAAAAGAGAGUUUUUUGAUGACAGGGAGGAAUGCAGAGAGGCUUUGCAGUAUGUUGAUGAGUUGCAUCAGGCUGGUAUAGACACGAGUGAAUUCCCCUGGAGACUGCCAGAGAGCCAUUGAGGCCUAAAUUAUCAUAAAGCUGAAUCUCUUAAAGAAAUGGUGUGACUAUGCAGUCCCAAAUAUCAACCUUAUUGUUCUCACUGACCUGGAUGAAGCAUGUUGGCUCUUUGUUAUCAACAAAAGUCAUUCAGAUGCUAGUCGUUUUCCCAUUUUGAAGUUGUUGAUCAAGGGAAGGCAACUACAAGUUGUUGGAUAGCCUGCUAAUUUUCUUACGAGCCUUAAGCAGCUAUGCUCUUAUAAUGGGAAGCUAUUGAAGUGGAAUGGAGUGAGAAAUUUUGUGUGGUGACAUAGUUCUUCAUAGUAAAACUAGUCCCUGACCACUUGGAGCAAUGUGGAACGAUGUCUAGUGUUGCUGAAGUUAUCUGACUGGUGGUGCUGUCUCACUGCAUGAUAGAGAAAGUGCUUCAGCGGUUGCAGGAAAGGAGUGUGUUCACAUAAGAAUGGCAGACAACUGAAUACAUCAGCUCAAGCAUCGGACAAGUACACGUAUUUACUGUAUUCAAGAAUAUAAAGAAAGUGUAGGCUUUACUGCUCCACUAGCAUCAGUUUUGUGGCAGUUUUCUUUUCGGAUAGGUUUGUUUAUAUGGUUCUCAAGGGGUUCACAGUUUCAGUCAUGUCCGUUCCAGUUGCAUCUCUUAUUUUGAGUUUAAUGCCAAGAGGCCUUUUCUUACCCUGCA
Molecule: messenger RNA, 3067 nt
Organism: Nymphaea colorata (pocket water lily)
Lineage: Eukaryota; Viridiplantae; Streptophyta; Magnoliopsida; Nymphaeales; Nymphaeaceae
Product: UDP-N-acetylmuramoyl-L-alanyl-D-glutamate--2,6-diaminopimelate ligase MurE homolog, chloroplastic
Exons: 6
Coding region: 60-2390 (776 amino acids)
Biological process (GO): regulation of cell shape; biosynthetic process; cell division
Cellular component (GO): cytoplasm
Molecular function (GO): ATP binding; acid-amino acid ligase activity
Source: RefSeq, a predicted model, not a curated record